AUGUACGUGGCUGAAGUUGACCAGCGAGACUGGGAUGAGUAUGCUGAGCGGCUCACAUUUGCCAUUAACACUGCACAAGAUCGGAUCCGGGGGGAUACCCCGUUUUAUCUGAUUCAUGGGUGGGACCCGCGAUCGACUUUGGAGGCUACGCUACCAGUGGGGAAUACGGGGACACGAGAUCGCGAUCCAAAGAGGUGGAGAUACAAAAUCCAAAGACAAUACCAGCGAGCCCGGUCUGCAGUGAACGAUCGUUUACGAGCCGCGAUCCAGGAGCGAGCGGAUCGACACAACGAAGAUCUGGAACCACACGAGAUCGAAGUAGGAGCGCAAGUUUGGCUAUACCUGGACCGAGUUAAAGAGGGAUAUGCGAAGAAGCUAGCGCACAUGUGGCAUGGGCCAUUCCGAGUUGCGGACGUAUGUGGAGAUCAUGCUGUAAAAUUGGAGAUCGCUGGAACCCCAUAUCGGCUAUAUUCGAUUGUACAUCUAUCGAAGCUGAAGAAGGUAAAGACGCUCCUUGAACGGCCGAAGGAAUAG
This is a messenger RNA of Peronospora matthiolae, 534 nucleotides long. The record is from the annotation of a GenBank genome assembly. Lineage: Eukaryota; Oomycota; Peronosporomycetes; Peronosporales; Peronosporaceae.